This is a messenger RNA of Didymodactylos carnosus, 1111 nucleotides long. The record is from the annotation of a GenBank genome assembly. Lineage: Eukaryota; Metazoa; Rotifera; Eurotatoria; Philodinida; Philodinidae.
AAAGCCCGAUGCGAUUUUGCAAAAUUAUCUUUCAUCCUUGCACUUCAGUGAGUUCCACGACUUAUCUUUUGGUUCCUUGACUCACUGAAGUGCAAGGAUGAAAGAUAAUUUUGCAAAAUCGCAUCGGGCUUUUUGAAGUGAAUACGUGCAACAGAACAGUGAUAAAGAAAGAAAAAAGCUUCUGUGAAGAAGAAAAAAAGAAAUUAUGAGAGAACGAAAAAAUAUAUUACGUAUAAUUAUUCUACAGAUAAUAGGACUUCUGCUCCAUCAAAUUUUUCGAAAUAUCAUUUAGUCAAAGAGAGGCGGGAAUUUCUUAGUUAUCGCUUUUUUCGUUCGAUGUAUUGUCCUAACUCGUCUCUUUCAAACAGUACCUGAACCAAAAAAUUCAACCACUAACUUGGCUGGGUGGUUUUUGAGAAAUUUGAAAAAUACGGAGCAAUACUAGAAAGUUGAAUUCUUUUUAGAAAAGUUAAGAGUAGCAAAAGUAAAUGCCGUACUAACUUUUGAUAAAAACGUUUUAAAAAAAUCUAAAUAAAUGGUUAGUCUCCAUUUUGUUAGGGCUUUCAAAUGAGAUAUAUAUGAGCUCAAUCGGGGACCAUCAGGUGCCGGCUAUGGUCGGCCUUUUGGUGGACUCUCUCUUAAAAAACUUCGGUCGUUUUGUUGAAUUGUAUUCAUUUGGUUCGGUUUUUUUGAUGAAUAAAAAGAAGAAGAAAAAAAACUAUAGCAUAAUACCACCAACACUAUCGCUAUAGACGCGACCUGAAUGAGCGGUUUGGGCGUAGUCUGCCGCGAGAAUACUUAACUCGAAGCUGUGACCCAGGCGACUGUAGCACAUUUAAUUAAUUCCGAACAUGGAAAUGUUUAUUCUGUUCGAUUUGAAAUGGGACAAACUACAUCUUUACAAAGGGCAAAAACACUUACAUGAAAGAUUUCUUUUUAUUUGAUUUAUUUGAUUUUUGAAGAUUUUUAGACAAAUAAAGUAAUGAGUACAUUUGUUCAACAGACAACACGUCCACGUCAUACAUCGUCUUUAUCAAUUCCAUCUAUAACACCAGUCGAAGAACAACCAUCAACAACAAAUCGAGUUUUUGGAACAUCGCCUCUAUUCUAA